Messenger RNA from Clupea harengus (Atlantic herring), 3795 nucleotides. RefSeq names its product mitogen-activated protein kinase-binding protein 1-like. Lineage: Eukaryota; Metazoa; Chordata; Actinopteri; Clupeiformes; Clupeidae. The record is from RefSeq and is a predicted model, not a curated record. Gene Ontology annotation, biological process: negative regulation of canonical NF-kappaB signal transduction; positive regulation of JNK cascade. The transcript is spliced from 27 exons. Gene Ontology annotation, cellular component: cytoplasm. Gene Ontology annotation, molecular function: protein binding. Bases 142 to 3795 code for a protein of 1217 amino acids.
UGACUGCUCACCGCAACAUCAGGCUUCCAGGAACUGUCUUGAAUAGUGAAUGAAAAGUUUAUAAACAAGAGAGUGACUGAUGAGAUUUUACGGCCGUUAACCUCACGUCUUUUUCAGAUUGGUUAAAUUACAUUUUGCACUAUGGCUGGAGAUGGAACUACAAUAAAAAAUCGGAUAACAAAUUUCCUACGUUCUCCCUCUAUCAAACUGAAAAGGAGUCGUACAAAGGAAAACCUUACAAAGAAGGUGACCCUUGAGAUGGUGCUGGGGCUAACCACCUCUGGGAACAGUGGCCUGACCUGUGACCCCAACACUGGCCUGGUGGCGUACCCAGCAGGGUGUGUGGUUGUUCUGCUGAACCCAAAGAAGAACAAACAGCAGCACAUCCUCAACACAUCCAGGAAAGCCAUCACCACUCUAGCCUUCUCCUCAGAUGGCAAGUACCUGGUCACUGGAGAGUGUGGGCACCUACCUGCGGUGCGUGUGUGGGACGUGUGUGAGGGCUCCCAGGUGGCAGAGCUGCAGGGACACAAAUAUGGCGUCUCCUGCGUGACCUUCUCCCCCAACAGCAAGUACAUCGUCAGCGUGGGCUACCAGCACGACAUGAUCGUCAACGUCUGGGCCUGGAAGAAAAAUGUUGUGGUGGCUGCUAAUAAGGUGUCCAGUAAAGUGACGGCAGUGGCCUUCUCCGAGGACAACUCCUACUUUGUGACGGCGGGAAACAGACAUGUCCGCUUCUGGUACCUGGAUCACUCCGGCUCUGCCAAGGUGGACGGCCCCGCCCCCUUACAGGGUCGGUCGGGCCUUCUCGGGGAGCUCCAGAACAACUUCUUCUGUGAUGUGGCUUGCGGCCGUGGCAGCCAAUCAGGAAGCACCUUCUGCAUCACUUCCUCCGGCCUGCUGUGUCAGUUCAACGAGAGGAGGAUGCUGGAGAAGUGGGUGGACCUCAGGACGUCCAUGGCCAGGUCCCUGUGUGUGACAGCGGAUCUGAUCUUCUGUGCGUGUGCAGAGGGCACGGUGCGCGCCUUCAACCCUGUGGACCUUCGCUUUCUGGGCACCCUGCCGCGACCACAUCACCUGGGCACAGAUGUGGCGGCCAUCACCCAACCCAGCCACCUGUUCUCUGCCCAGCCGGAUGCACGGUACCCGGACUCUGUGGCAUUGACCUUCGACCCUGAGAAUGGCUGGCUGUCGUGUGUGUAUAAUGACCACAGCCUGUACGUGUGGGACGUAAUGGACCUGCAGUGCGUGGGGAAGGUCUUCUCUGCCCUAUACCACUCCGCCUCUGUCUGGGACCUGCAGGUGUAUCCACACAGUGCCGACUCCUCUGGAUCGUCGCCCAGCUCCGUCUCCUUCAUGACCUGCUCUGCUGACAACACCAUCCGACUCUGGCAUUCCGACGGACAGCGCUCUGUCUCCAAUGGCAACAUCCUUAGCAACGACCUGCUGAAUGUGAUUUAUGUGGAGAACAGCAGCGCCGCCCUGCUGGACACAGACAUGUGCUGCCCCUCUGUGGUGGAGAAGCAGGACGGCGUGGCUCCGGAGGUUAAGACUGGCAUCCGCACCAUCUGUGUCAGUCCAGAUGGCAAACAUCUGGCCUCAGGCGACCGCACUGGCACACUCAGGGUGCAUGAUCUGAGCAGCAUGGAGGAGGUCCUGAAGGUUGGGGCUCACGAUGCUGAGAUCCUCUGUCUGGAGUACUCGAAACCUGAGACUGGUCUGCAGCUGUUGGCGACUGCGGGUAGAGACCGUCUCCUCCAGGUGCUGGAUGCGGGUGAAGACUACAGGCUGCUGCAGACGCUUGAUGAGCACUCGUCUUCCAUCACUGCUGUACGCUUCGCUGCCACUGAUGGGAAGGUGAAACUGAUCAGCUGUGGGGCUGACAAGAGCAUCUACUUCAGGACAGCCCACAGGACACUCAGAGGAACGGAGUUCAAGCGUACUCAUCAUGUGGUGAGGAAGACCAGCCUUGCUGAUAUGGAUGUGGACCCCUCCUGCAAAUACGCAGCUGUGGGAUGUCAGGAUCGCAGCAUCAGGAUUUUCAACAUCAGCAAUGGCAAGCAGAAGAAGUCCUACAAGGGCUCCCAAGGCCUGGAUGGCAGCCUGCUGAAGGUCCAGACGGAUCCUUCAGGGCUCUAUGUGGCCACUAGCUGCUCUGAUAAGAACAUUGGCCUGUAUGACUUCCACUCAGGAGAGUGCCUGGCAACCAUGUUUGGUCACUCAGAAAUUGUAACAGGCAUAAAGUUCACCAGUGACUGUAGGCAUCUGAUCUCUGUGUCUGGAGACAGCUGUAUCAUGGUGUGGCGUCUGGCUCCUGAGCUGACUCUCAACAUGCGGGAUCACAUUGCCCAGCGCAAGCAGACACAGACUGGCACAGCGGGUACAGCGGGCAAGGCUCAUAGAGUCAGGCAGAAGCUGCAGAGAGCUCCAAAACUGAUGGGUUAUCAGGACUCAGACAGUGAGAAGGAGGAGGAAGAGGAGGAAGAAGAGAAGGAAGAUGAAGGGAUGAUGCUGCACACGGGAGAAGAUGCAAGGGAGAAGGGGUCAAGAAAUCAGAUAGACGAGAGCGGUGUAGGGGAAGACAUGGGGGCUUCAGAUAGUGCUGCUGAGUGGGAUCCCAUCCAGGUCCAGAUGGGUCGAGAGCAAUCUCCCCAGUCUGCUGGUCCAGUAGAUGUCCAAGCCCGUCCUCGCCGGCGCUGGUCCUGUCGGGUCAGCUCCAUGGAGCUGGUGGUCCAUUCUAUGCUGGAGCUCAGGCAGCUGGACCUGCAGCACGUCCAGGAGAAGAGCUCAGAAGCCCAGCACAUUACUCCAGACCAGAAAGGGGCAGCGGGUCCUGAGGGUCGUGUAAAGAUGCGCAGACCCCGCCCCCACUCCACCUGGUUGGCUCCUGCGGUGACCCCUGAACCCGAGGGGGUGGUUCUGUACCCUGACCAGCAGUGGGGCGGUGGAGGCCUGGAGGGCCCUGAGUUCCAGGUGAGGGGGGGUCACAGACACAGCCAGGACUCCCAGGGGUCCCGGUGGUCCUACAGCCGAAGCCGAGGCAGUGCGGGGUCCCUGGGCUACUGCAGCGGGGUGUCCAGCCCUGAGCACAGGAAUGUCGACUCUGAGAGCCUUGAGGGCCUCAGCACAGACGCGGACGAGUCGAACACUGAGGACGAGGAAGAGGAGGAGGAGGAGGAUGAAGAUGGAAAGGAGGCUAAGGCGUUCCUUCAGGCCCGCUUUGAGACUUUAUCAGACCUCCGAAGCAGCGCAGGAAGCCUUGGGCGAGCCAUGCACAGGCCACUGCAGAAGACUACAGUCUCUACUCGCUUCUUAGCUAAGGGCCAAAACACCAGGUACGCUCUACACACACGCUCCCUCAGAGUCCACACCCCUGUCUCUCGCAUCCCGCGGCUGAGGGAUGAGAGCCCAAGUGUUGCCGUGCAACCCCUCAUCUCCGCCGUACGCCCCCUGGUGGCAGACGAUGGCCAGCACAGGAGCUCGGAGGACAAACCCGAUGCCCUGAGAGAGAGGGGCACUGUGCCCGGGCCCGUCCCAUGCGUCGGAGAGCCGUCACACCGUCUAAGUCUGAGGAAAGACCUUCGCCUCCCUCCUCCCUCCCCCCAGCGCAGCCCCUCCUCUCCCGCUCCUCCUCCCGUCUCACACAGUGACCCCCCCUGGCUCCUCCACCUCCUCGCUCCAGGCCUGGAGGUCCCGCUCCUACAUGAGCCCCACACCAGCUCCAAGGCCAAGGUGUGCCGCUCCGUGUCCGUCGGAGAGGGUCUCAACACGGGCAGCGGCGCCGGCCGAGGUUGA